AUGUUUGCGCAGCAGCAGUUCGAAUGCCAGGUCAAUGCCGAGUGGGACCAGCUGAGCCAUGAAACGGGGCAGUGGGAGGGUUGGGAUCCGAUCACGGGCCAACCGGAGGUGCACAGUCCGGUGACUGGGCAGACGGAAUGGAGACAGAUCCCGCGUUGCGUGGUGGAGGAUGGAAAGGAUGAGGCUGAUGAGUGGUUGUGGAGGAGGAAUGGAGGCAGCAUUGUGUCUCUCGGCCAGGGCGAUAACAGUGACGAGGAAGAUGAGGAAGACGAGGAAGACGAGGAAGACGAGGAAGACGAUGAAUUGGUAAUCUACGGCAUAGAUGCUUGA
This is a messenger RNA of Trematosphaeria pertusa, 330 nucleotides long. RefSeq lists its product as uncharacterized. The coding region runs from base 1 to 330 and encodes 109 amino acids. The record is from RefSeq and is a predicted model, not a curated record. The transcript has a single exon. Lineage: Eukaryota; Fungi; Ascomycota; Dothideomycetes; Pleosporales; Trematosphaeriaceae.